Messenger RNA from Solanum tuberosum (potato), 748 nucleotides. Its product is annotated as protein EXORDIUM-like 3. The record is from RefSeq and is a predicted model, not a curated record. NCBI's taxonomy places the organism in Eukaryota, Viridiplantae, Streptophyta, Magnoliopsida, Solanales, Solanaceae. The annotation marks the transcript as partial. The transcript has a single exon.
CAUCUCACCGGAAUUUUCCUACUCUUAUUAACUUCCCCAGUUAAUGGGUGGCGUCCAUGGCCCAACCAAAAGCCCAACACCACCGAUUUAUUGUACAGCCCAUCCAAAAAGUAUGAAGGCUCAUCGGACUUAAUCCGGUUAAAAUACCACAUGGGCCCUGUUCUCACUGCCAACAUCACCAUUUACCCCAUUUGGUACGGCCGAUGGGGCAAAUCUCAGAAAAGAAUUAUCCGGGAGUUCAUCAACUCAAUCUCCGCUGUCGAUUCCAAGCCGCCGUCAGUUUCCGGUUGGUGGAAAACAGUCCAACGUUACACCGACCAAACCGGAGCCAACAUCUCCGGUAAUGUACGCAUCGGAGCUGAAAAAAGCGACCGGUUUUACUCUCAUGGUAAAUCGUUAACCCGUUUAUCAAUUCAGUCUGUGAUAAAAUCUGCCGUCACUGCAGCCAGUACAACUCUCCCUUUACCGAUAAAUUCCAAAAGCGGUGUGUAUUUACUACUCACAUCUGAUGAUGUGUAUGUUGAAAAUUUCUGCCAAGAUGUUUGUGGAUUUCACUAUUUCACUUUCCCUUCAAUUGUGGGUUACACUUUACCAUACGCAUGGGUAGGUAACUCCGGCAAACUAUGUCCAGGUGUUUGUGCAUACCCGUUUUCCGUACCCGAUUACAUGGGUCGUGGUUUCAAAGCUGUGAAAUCGCCGAAUAAUGAUGUGGGUGUUGACGGAAUGAUUAGUGUGAUUGCUCAUGAAA